GUUAGUGUUUGUCAUUCUUUUACCUUUUCUUUUGCAGGUAACCUCCCUGCUGAGUUAGUUUGGGGUUUUGUUUGUUUUGGCCUUGGUUCACCCUGAAGCCUUUUGCUUCACUUUUAGAUAUUGUUUUCAAGAUAUUGUCAUGUAAACUCUUGUACAUUUUACCCCAAAAUGCUUUUUUUUUUUUACAUUUUGAUUAUUUUUUUAUUCAUUUACAUAAUCAAAACUGGUUUAAGAAAAUAUUUGAAGCAUUUUUAACCAUGGAAAUAUAAUUAAGAAUUUUUUUUACGUUUCUUUUUAAAUAAAGUUUUAACACGUGACCCGGAAGUAAACAGCAUGAGGCUUUAGCUAGCUAGCGGCGUUAGCUUGUGUUGAGAGGACGGCGGUGUUUCGUUCGGACGUUCGUGAGGUGUUUGGACAGAAAGGACGAUACGUGGUUCGGGUCCGAACUCUCCAACUUUGGUCGUAAAUGAGUGAAAAAGCGUUGAAUGUAAAGAAGGUGUUUCUGGGAUUGGAGCUGAAGAUCGGAGCUGCUGCAGGAACAUGUCUUCAGAAGCUCAGAGAGAGUCUUUCAGCGAGCACCUUUCUGCUGCUGAAGAAACAUUCAGAGUCUGUGAAGGAACCAUCGUCCAGAAUGAGGAGAACCCCGAGCUUCAACUCCACCUUAUAGUCCUCCCCCAGCAUUGGGUGACAGAAGAGGAAGAACUCUGCAACCGGCAGAGGAACUUCAAAGUGGAACAGAAUGAUCAAGAACCCACACAGACUAAAGAUGAACUGGAGAAAACAGAACUUCUACAGAUUAAGAAGGAGCAGGAAGAACAAGAACCUCCACAGAUAAAAGAGGAACUGGAGGAACCAGAACUUCUGCAGUUUAAGAAAGAGGAGGAAGAACAAGAACCUCCACAGAUUAAAGAGGAACUGGAGGAACCAGAACUUCUGCAGUUUAAGAAAGAGGAGGAAGAACAAGAACCUCCACAGAUUAAAGAGGAACUGGAUGAACAAGAACUUUUACAGAUAAAAGAGGAGCAAGAACAACUCUGCAUCAGUCAGGAUGAAGAGCAACUUGAUCUGAAGCAGGAGACUGAUACCUUGAUGGAGAUUCCUACUUAUGAGGAGAGUGAGAACAGUGAAACAGAUCUAAACGAUCAGCAGGGCUUUAAUGGAACUGAUAGUCAGGAUGAAGAAUUGACUUCAACUACUGAAGAAGAUACAGACCCACAGAACAGAGAUCAGAGGAAGAGAAGAGACAGAAGUCAUGUCCAUAAUGUGGACAACUCUCACAUGUCAGAAAGUCUGUGUGACUCUGAUGUUAGAAAACAUUUCAAGGAGGCAGCUUUGAAUAAGAAAUGCAAAGAAUCCCCAAAAGAAAAGAGUUGUUCCUCUGUGAAGUCUGGUAAAGGGACAAGAAUUGCACACAGUAUGUCUCUCCACAUAAGAACUGAGUCUGAUGAAAGACGUCAUGUCUGUGAGGAAUGUGGUAAAGGUUUUGAUUAUAAAUCUAACCUCAGUAUUCACAUGAGAAUCCAUACUGGAGAAAAGCCUUUUUCUUGUAAAGAAUGUGAUAGAAGUUUUAGUAGAACAUAUCAUCUUAAAACACACAUGACAACCCAUACAGGAGAGAAGCCUUUUUUAUGUAAGAAAUGUGAUAAAAGUUUUAGUCAAUUAUGUAUUCUUAAUGCACACAUGAGAACUCAUACAGGAGAGAAGCCUUUUUCAUGUAAGGAAUGUGAUAAAAGUUUUAGUCAAUUAUCUAUUCUCAAUACACACAUGAGAACUCAUACAGGAGAAAAGCCUUUUUCAUGUAAGGAAUGUGAUAAACGGUUUAGUCAAAAAUCUAAUCUCAAAACACACAUGAGAACUCAUACAGGAGAAAAGCCUUUUUCGUGCAAAGAUUGUGAUAAAAGUUGUAGUCAACUAUCUGAUCUCAAAAAACACAUGAGAGUUCAUACAGGAGAGAAGCCUUUUUCUUGUAAAUAUUGUGAUAAAUGGUUUAGUCAUAUAUGUCAUCUGAAAACACACAUGAGAACUCAUACAGGAGAAAAGCCUUUUUCUUGUAAUGAAUGUGAUAAACGAUUUAGGGAUGUAUCUCAUCUCAAAAAACACAUGAGGACUCAUACAGGAGAAAAUCCUUUUUCUAGACAAAAAUUGUAAUUAAGAAUGAAGUAAAAAUCUUGCAACUUAAAUAAAGGAAAAGACACCACAGGAUUUGUAAAGAAAAAACAAUAAUGGUUUGAAUUGGAGGGUUGUAAUAUUGUGAUUUUUAUUUAACAGGUAAUAAAAAUAAACCUAAGCUUUUGUCUCAGAAUUAAAAUUUAAAAUGAGAGCGACAGGGUUCCUCGCGGAGUCUUAAAAAGACUUAUAAAAUCCUCGACUUCGAUCAUUUAUAAAUAAGGCCCUAAAAAGCAUUGAAUCUUAAAAUUUUAGAGUUUGUGUCAUUAAAAUGGUGUAGUCUAAAACUUUGUCUGUAUGACUUUUCUGUUCUAAAGCUUUUUUCUUUUCUAAAUCAUAUUUUAUUUAGUUUUUUCUUUAUUAUACAAAACAACAUAAAAAGGGGAAGAAAAAAAGAGAAAGAAAAAAGAAGAAACAUGUUGGUCUGGGCUAGGACAAAUAAAAAUACAAUAAAGGGUAGAAAGUUUGUAGACAAGUUAAAUUAGUAAUACAUAUUGACACAAUUCUACUUGAACGUACACACGUAUAGAAAAGUAGAAUGUAAGAUUAAUAAAGGAUUGCGAGAGGAUUAAUAUUGAGGUGACAUAGUCAAGCAUGAAGAGUGCGAUUCCAAUGAACCUGAACCCUUUUGAAGGGUUUCAGUCAGAUCCCUAGAUAAAUAUUCCAACACAGGGCGCCAUAAAUCCAUGAAAAAAUGUCCUUAUUCCUUAACUUGGCACCAAUUCAUGGUGUAAGUUUUGAAAAUUUCGUUAUAUCACUGAGUCACAGUGGGAGGUUUUUUCUUUAAUCCAGUUAAGUAAGAUGCACCUUUGUACUAAAAAAAA
This is a messenger RNA of Oryzias melastigma (Indian medaka), 2990 nucleotides long. Its product is annotated as zinc finger protein 436. Gene Ontology annotation, molecular function: DNA-binding transcription factor activity, RNA polymerase II-specific; RNA polymerase II cis-regulatory region sequence-specific DNA binding. The transcript has 2 exons. Gene Ontology annotation, biological process: regulation of transcription by RNA polymerase II; central nervous system development. The coding region runs from base 541 to 2148 and encodes 535 amino acids. Gene Ontology annotation, cellular component: nucleus. The record is from RefSeq and is a predicted model, not a curated record. Lineage: Eukaryota; Metazoa; Chordata; Actinopteri; Beloniformes; Adrianichthyidae.